This is a messenger RNA of Protopterus annectens (West African lungfish), 4574 nucleotides long. RefSeq names its product NADPH dependent diflavin oxidoreductase 1 (gene NDOR1). The record is from RefSeq and is a predicted model, not a curated record. Gene Ontology annotation, cellular component: cytosol. Gene Ontology annotation, molecular function: flavin adenine dinucleotide binding; FMN binding; NADPH-hemoprotein reductase activity. Lineage: Eukaryota; Metazoa; Chordata; Ceratodontiformes; Protopteridae.
ACUCCGCCCCGUGACGUCAGUUGUGACGUAACCAGGGUCCUUUCAACCAUGUGAUUCUAAUCUUGGUCGUAGUAAUAUCAGCAUUAUGGUGUUACUUUCCAGUGGUUGUUCUGUGGGGGUUAUUACAAGUUUUUUGGUUACAUUUGUGAUAUUCCAGGAGUAAUAGGAUAAAUUAGUACUGGAGAUCCUGAAAAAGGCAGGGGACACGCUUGAUUUGAAAGACUGCUAGAUAACAGAAUAGUUAGGCGAAAUAUUUCGUCAGUUAUGUCUGACCGGAAGUUGCUGGUUUUAUUUGGAAGUCAGACUGGCACUGCACAGGAUGUGGCGGAGAGGAUUGGUAGAGAAGCCAAGAGACGGCAGUUUACUUGCAGGGUUGAAGCACUGGACAGUUAUAACAUAGCUACGCUGAUCACUGAACCACUUGUCGUGUUUGUGUGCGCAACUACAGGUCAAGGAGACCCUCCUGAUAAUAUGAAGAAUUUUUGGCGGUUUCUUUUCCGAAGGAAUCUCCCUGCAAACUCACUCUGUCAGAUGGACUAUGCCGUAUUGGGCCUUGGAGACUCCUCUUACCCAAAGGCAGAUGCUGUGGUGGAUCCUUGGCUGCAGGAAUUCUGGGAAAAAGCCUCAUCACUUUAUCCUCUCCCAGAAGGGCUUCACAUUCAUGGAGAUGAGUUCAUAUUGCCACCAAAGUUCAGCCUUCUGUUUCUGGAACAGGAUGUGAAUGGGGAAGCUGUAGUGCAUCCCUCAUCUGCUAGAGGUGGUCAGUGCCUCCCUUCUCAGGAGCACCCAUUCUUUGCACAGAUGGUAUCUAAUCAAAGGAUAACUGAAGACUCACACUUUCAAGAUGUACGACUGGUUGAGUUCGACAUCUCAGGUUCUGGUAUUGAGUAUACUGCAGGAGAUGUUGUGAUGAUCCAUCCCCAGAACUCUACGGAAGAUGUGCAGCAGUUCUGUCAGCUUCUACGCCUCAAUCCAGACAGUAUGUUUAUACUGAAGCCAAAUGAUUCAAUGGUGUCUCUUCCCACCCAGCUGCCACAGCCAUGCUCUGUUCAGUACCUUUUGAAAUGCUACCUAGAUAUCACAAUUGUUCCUCGACGUUCCUUUUUUGAACUGCUUUCAAAUUUCUCUCCUGAUGAGAGAGAACAGGAGAAGCUUCGAGAAUUUAGCUCUGCUGAAGGCCAAGAAGAGUUGUAUAGCUACUGCAAUCGACCACGGCGGACUACAAUAGAAGUUCUGCUAGAUUUUCCUCACACCACAGCUGCUAUUCCUCAUGACUAUCUGUUUGAUCUUAUUCCGACAAUCAGACCACGAGCAUUUUCUAUAGCAUCAUCUCUCCUGGCAUACCCUGACCGAAUUCAAAUCUUAAUGGCUGUAGUUCGCUAUAAAACACGUCUUAAGAAACCCAGAUGUGGCCUGUGUUCUUCAUGGUUGGCAUCACAAAAUCCUCAGUCUGAGGUAGUACGGAUCCCGCUUUGGGUGAAGAAAGGAGGACUGACGUUUCCUGUUGAUGUAAACAUUCCUGCAGUAAUGGUUGGACCCGGCACUGGAGUGGCCCCUUUCCGUGCUGCAAUACAGGAAAGAUCAGCACAGGGGAAGAAAGAAAAUGUUUUGUUUUUUGGAUGUCGUCAGGAGUCAAAAGAUUUUUACUGUCGCUCUGAAUGGGAACAUCUAAUGAAGAGUGGAUAUCUAACUCUAUUUACAGCCUUUUCUAGGGAUCAGGAAGAAAAGGUGUAUGUUCAGCAUCGGAUUGCAGAACACAGACCGCUUCUUUGGGACUUGAUUAGUAAAGGAGCUUAUUUCUACAUUGCUGGAAAUGCCAAACAAAUGCCAGCUGCAGUGAUGGAUGCUCUGAAAGUUGUUUUCCAGACAGAAGGCCAUCUCUCUGCCUCACAGUCUGAACAAUAUUUCAAGGACCUAGAACGAAUGGGACGUAUCCAGUGUGAAACAUGGUCAUAAUUUAGCUACAGACGCCUUUAUUAUUCUAUUUCAGAAAACUGGCAAUGUCCUGCUGUCCUUAUUUAUAUAAAGAAAAUGCCCGUGUUUUGUACAGUUUCACAAGGAUUCACGUCGCAGUCUUAGCCCCCCCCCCCCCCCCAAGGGGCUGGUGAGCACUGUUAUUGCUGGACUAAGCUUUUUAGCGUUUUUCAGGGUAGGGUAUGCUAAUUAAUUGUUUGAAAUCACACAAGUAUUAAUUUAAAAGCAUUUUUAUCUAUUCUGACUUUUACUGGCCACUUAUGUGUGUAUAUGUUGUACUCCGUACCAUUCCUAAACUGUUAAAAUAUUUCCAGCUAUGGUAAUCUUUCCCCCAUAUUUCUAACUGCUCCAUAAAUAAGAGUAUACAAACAUUUUAUAUUCCUUGUGUACUCUGACCUUGCAUAAUUUAUGAUACUAGAACCUUGACUGUAUCUGUUGCCCUGGAUGGAGCUCAGUGAGAUGUGAUAACUGCUCUUUCCCAGUUUGGUUCCUUCAGUCUUCCUGAAGGCAGGGUGUUUACAUAGCAGCAUUGGGUAUUUAUGUCCGUUAGCCUGCAGUGCUGCUGUUGAAAGUUCAAAGUUUGUUGUAGGAUCAACAUUUUUCCUGUAUGAACCACUGCAACUGUGUCUGUUAAUUAAGAUCGUGUCACAGCUUUGUGUCCAUUCCUUGCCUCUAGUUAUAGAUGAGUGUAUAACAUCAGGCUUAACUGCAGACACCAAUAGUACAAAAAUUUGAGAACUUGUUUUAGAAAGAUUUUACAUGUAUAUUCCAGUAUGUCAUAAAUAUUUUGUACCAGCCCUGUAAUCUAGGCAAAGCAUUUUACUUCAUUGACCGUGUUUUUUUUUUGGCCAUUUGGUUUGUCAUUACCCUGUGCCAUCAGGGGAGACCACCUCAGUGAUGCCCAUGACUCAUUUUAGAGCACUUCCUUAUACAUUAUGUAUUGCAGUACUCAGUUUAGAAGCAGAUUGCUGCGUGCAUUGGGUUUACAUACACAAGGUAAACUAGUGCUUUCAUAAUAUUAGUACAAGUCACACUUAGGACAGUUGCAGACUUCAGAUGGGCCACUUCAUCAUGAAAGACAGAACUUUAGACUCUUACAGGUAUUGUUCAUCAGUGCACUUGCAUUCAGUGGUAUUUACUAUAGUUAUUUUGACACGGUUAUAAACAUUCCUCUGAUGUUACUGCCCCUUGAGUAUAUGUGGUGUAAAAUGUAUUGAUUUACAGUAUGCUAUGCAGGAGUCAGAAGGGGAGUGUAGAUAAUUGUUUUUCUUGGAGUUCACAAUACUGCGUAUAUUGUGGUGGUUUGAGGAGUUUUAAAUGUCUGGUAUCACUUUAGUGGUGGUAACUGCCUGCUGCUUACUGAAAUAUUUAUUUUUCUUUCUUUCUUUUGGUUUAUUAACUAUGGUAAUCUGAUUUGGCAGAGCCCAUCUUCUAGUGAAGAUCAGGGAAGAAAAGGUGCAACAGUCAAGUAAUAAACAGUUGCUCAGUUGGCAUUAAGGGAUAAAGCCCUAACUAUGGCUCAAGUGUCCCAAGCUUGAGCAGUGUCUCAGGCACUUGACAGAGUGACGAGGAAGAUGGACAUGCCUGUAUUGCUGGAGGGAACAGUGCUAGAUGUCACUUUGUAUGCCCUGUUAGAGGCUGUAACUCAGAAAUGUUGAUUGGGGGGGGGGGCAAGAGAGAGCUGGAAAGGCACGUUUGUGGUUGGGCACAGGUACACAUUGCACAUAGCUUUUCCUAGCCCAUCCCAGUCUACAGGUACACGAGAGCAUGUGGGGACUUAAGACUGUAGGAAAAUCUGUCAUUGUGCAGUUGUUGGUUUAUCUGCCAUGCCAAUUUCCCUUGCUUGCCCGGUGGGGAAUCUAGCCCUUGGAACCUGCAUGGAGGAGACAGCCCCCCCCCCCCCAAAGAGCAGGACUUCUGGAAAGGAGACCCUACCAGCAAAAACAUCAGGGAUCCUCUGGGACGGAAUUUGGAGGGAGAAGCAUUGGACUGGCAUUCUGAGCGUAAUAGUGAUCUGUUUGGUAAGAAAUUAAGUGCAAUAAAUAAAACAGCAUGCAGUUAACACUCCACUCUGUAACAGCCAUUCAUUUCAUGCCAGCAAACAGGUUUUGCUUAAUCUUCAGUUUCUUUCUAUUUAGACUGUGUUAAAUGACAGCAAAGUCAAAGCUCAAACCAGCAAGCUGGCUCCAUUUUUGAGGCGCCGAACACUGCUUUUGUUUCUUUUUAAUACAAAGAACAUUGUCUCGUUUCUCUUGGGAUGGUAUUGCACUUUAUAAGUAGGUACCCUGGGAUUUGCUGUCUUCUUUUAAGAGUUGUGGGAAAUGAACAGUGGGUUAUGAUGCAUAGCACCAUAAAUUGAGCUGAUAGAUCUGUAGUACCAUGCAUCCACAAAAGACAAUUUUCUCUUCUCUCAGGUGUUAAGAAUACAAGUAUAAACUGGUGAGCACUGUUUUUCCCUCUGUUUUUCUGUGAAUAAAACAAAAACCUCAGUAAAUUUACAGGUGUUAAUAGAUGUCAAAUAGAAUCUUAAAACUGUACCAUCACCCUAUCCAGUAAAAAAGUUCCAAAAGCCUUUUAAUAAAAAUUAAAAAAAAGUAAAA